Messenger RNA from Megachile rotundata (alfalfa leafcutting bee), 5573 nucleotides. RefSeq lists its product as uncharacterized. Gene Ontology annotation, biological process: centriole elongation; cilium assembly; protein localization to centrosome. Gene Ontology annotation, cellular component: microtubule organizing center; centriolar satellite; centriole. The record is from RefSeq and is a predicted model, not a curated record. Lineage: Eukaryota; Metazoa; Arthropoda; Insecta; Hymenoptera; Megachilidae.
AAAAUGAAUAAAUUAUAAGUUGACUUAUAAAAGUAGGUAUUUAUUUGAGAAAAUUUUAUUAUUAGUUGAUUCCUAUGAAUUAGACAUAAUGUGUCCCUUUCUCUGGAAAUAUUACGAGUGAUGUGACUUUUUCCCCUUGACCAGUAUUUUCCCUAGGGAAUACACAUUUGUAGUUGAAUGUAGAAAAAAACAAAGUGGAAAGUUAUUCUACAAUCAUUCUUUAAAUAAAUAAUGAAAUAAGAGUAUUAAUGUAUAUAAUUUAUUUUGUAAUAUAUGGUGUACUUAUACACAGUACGAAUUUCUAAUCAAAAACUUUGAAUAGUAGUGUUACAUUUUGUUAACCUUAACCUUAGUUGAUGAUAAGUGUAAAUAAUUGUAAGUUUAAUAAUGCACCAUAUUAUAAAAAAUAAAUGGAUAUGAAAAUGAUAUAUAAAUCACUACCACCAUUAGUUGAAGGCAAAAUUCAGGGUUACUUAAAGUUGGUCAUAGAUGAAAUUGUUUGGAUAAAAAAAUAUCUUGGAGAGAUCAGUGUAUUCCUAUCUUGGUGGGGAGAAACGGAUAAAGUUCAAUUUAGGCCAAUAGACAUUACAAAGAAUGUUGUAAGGUCACAACAAGAAACAACCAAGAUUUAUGCUAUUCGUACAAAUAUAAGUCUUUUUGAAGAAUACAUUAAAAAUUGUGAAUCCAUACAAUUAGUUAUUGUUGAUGAGGAAACAAACACAGUUGUAGGAAUAUCUCAAAUAACAGAUUUAUUGGACAUUUUUAAAAAUAAGUCAUAUUUUAGAUAUGUCCCAGUUAUAAAUAAUUCAGGAAAUAAAAUAGGAGAAUUACAUGUUUCUAUGAAGUUAGAAUAUGCAACAAGAGCUUUAAAUACACAAUUAAAGACAUGUAAAUAUGAUAACAAACAAAGUAUUACCAGUACACUUCCAGUUAUUAGUAAUAUAAAACAUCAAAUAGAUGUAACAAAUGAUAAAUAUACCACAUGCAGAAAAUUGAAAUCUGAAGAGAAUGAAAUUUAUAAGUCUGUUUUAAAAUCAAGGAGUACAGAAUUUCAAGAACCAGUGAAUAGAUUUAACAAUGAAGUAACAGAUAAGCUUGUAGCUCAAGUUGUUGCAAGAGCACAAAGACUCAGAGGAGCAUUAUUAAAAGAAACAUGCAAUGAAGAUGUUUUUACUUUUAAUGAUAAUUUAAUAAGUAAUAACUUACAAUCUUAUGAUGCUACUGAAAACCAAGCAAGAUUAUCUGAAUAUUUUUUGGACGAGGAUAUGACUUCUUCUGAUGAAAAUAAAACAUUAUAUAGUUUCAGAUCAAUGUCUUCAACCUCACGUUUAAUAGAUGAUACAUCUAAUAAUUUAAAAACUUGCAAAUGUGAUAAUAAAAUAAGGACAUUAAGUAAUAUGUCUCCUACACAGAUAAAUACUUCUGUGGAUGAAAUAUCAAGGAAAAAACCAUGUACCAGUUCAAAAGAUAUUGCAACAAUUAAGCAAAUAGUCUACAUCAGGAUUUUUGUGAAAUCGUUUACUUUAAGCUCUGCUGGUUAUAGACGGGUUAAAUCUUGUUCAUUGUCACAUGAUGAUAGCAAUUUUUUAUCUGCAACAUAUUUUGUUCAAUAUGAUAUGACUUUUGAUUAUAUCAGAAAAAUAGGUAAAAUGUGGGUUAAUGAUAAUAGACCUAUAAAAAUAUCUUCCAAGAAAAAGACAAAGCAAGUAAUUCACUUCAAUCAUGAUAGUAUAUACGGAAUAUUAAUAUUGAAACCAUCCACAGAAUACAUUAUAAAAUUUAAAUUAUUCGUUCGUCAUCUUAGUAAGAAAUCAUUAAUUGAGUUGGGAACUGCCACUGUGUACAUCAAUGAUAUUAUGAAAAAUGAAAAUUGGAUUAUUGCACAACCUUUAGUUAUUGUUAACAAAGGAAUAAAAAUAGGCGAACUAAAUUUAAUCAUAGAAUUAGAUGUUGAUUCUAGUCAUUUUGCACAACAUAUUGGUUUUCUACAAACACGGGAAGUAUUAUCCAAAGAUAAUAAUAAAGGGGGUAAAAAGGUUUCAGAAAAUCAAACUAAAACAGGUAGUCAAAAAUCAUCAACUUCGACGAAAAAAAUAGACCGUUCAACUAACAUUGAUGAUUCAUUUACUACAAAAAAUGUGCUACAUCACAAGGCAGAAAAUAUAGAUGAUAAUAGGAUUGAUGUAAAAGAUCAAGAUAAUAGUAUUGGAAAUAAGGUUUUGCUUCAAGGUCUAAUAUAUGUUGCUGAAGGAAAAGAUCUGCCGGAAUUAAAUACAUAUUUAAUAUGCAGAGCAUUUUGGAGAGAAGAUCAAAUUAAAAGUCAAGUCUGUUAUAAUACAACAACUCCAUUUUAUCAUUUUUGUCAAUUAGUGCCUCUGAUUUAUGGUACUGAUUUAUUGGAACGUAUUAAGGACAAUUACGUAAUUAUCGAAGUUUACUAUAGAAAUAACAACAUAGAUACUUUAUUAGGAUUGGCAAAAUUGCCUGUUCAUCAGUUUUAUAUUGCUUAUAGAGAUUCACGUGUGCUAUCACAUUUAUUGUUGUCUAAGUAUCCUGUAAUAGGUGUAGAUGGGUGGGUACCAAUCAUGGAUCCUGUUACUGGUCAGUCUUAUGGGCAGUUACUUGCAUUAGUAGCUCUAGGUACCGCUGAACAAAUUACAUUAUUAGAAACGUCUAAAGGUUUACGAAAUAUCACCACUAAUCAGCAAACAGUAGUUUCAAGAAACCCUUUUGACUGCACACAAUAUUCGCAGCAUCAGUCUUUAUACGACCCAAAGCAACCGCAAUCCAGUGGAGAAACAAUUUUGCAGAGCAAUUUUCUUGAAAAUAAUGCAGAUAAUACUAUAAAGAAAUUAUACUCUCCAAAUUUAAAAACUCAAGAAUGUCAAACAAACAUUUCUACUGUUAAAGAAUUUAAGUUCAAUAAAAAGUUACAAGAAGAGAUUUCAAAUCCAGAGUAUUCAUUAUUACAUAAUGCAACUGAUCAGUCGUCGCAAGUUGUUAACGGUAGUAAAGCAAUCAUAGAUCAAGCAGCUCAAACUGAAACAGAUUUGGAAGAAAAACAACGAAUAGAUGUGGAAGAACAAACAUGUAUAAAUGAAUUGUAUUUUAAUAAUGAUUCUGACGAUGGUGAUAAUAAUAGUAUCAGACAUAAUUUUCAUUUGCCUACAAAUACAUAUAGAAGCGUCGGUGUUGGUGCCGAAUAUAACGAAGAAAGUGACCAACAACUAAACACUGCUCAGAGUAAUACAACAUUUAAUUUACCAAGUGAAAUUCAUAUAGAAAAUGAAUCAACGGAUUCUUUAUGUAACCAAACAACAUUUAGGGCUAUUGUAGAGAUUGAAUGCGCUUUACAUUUACCAAAAGUAGAAAAAGCUAAUGAAACCAUUGAACCAAGUACAUAUGUAUCAUUUCAGGCUAAUACAUCUGAUCCUUUAAAGCAUUCAAAUUCAUACAUGAUUACUAAUGUUUUCGCACAUAGUUGUAAUCCUAAAUGGAACUGGAAAUGUGAUACAAAACUAUCAACGGAGUUGCUUUUACAUGAUGAAAAGAGGUUGAUCUUAAAAGUUUGGCGAAUAUUUGACCCAGAUAUAAGUAUGCAAAUAAAUUUAGAAAAGGAUAUGGUUAUAGGAUUUUCUGCCAUUGAUCUCUCGAUUUUAAUUAAUGGUUUUCCUACGGUAUCUGGUUGGUUUCAUAUAAUGGAUUUCACUGGAAAAUGCAACGGCCAAAUCAAAGUGUCUAUAACACCGUUGGAUAAUUUAGUAUUACUUGGGAAACCAAUAUCAUUAAGUACAACACGACUGCCAAUAUGUACUAUACCUCAAUCAAGUGAAUUAUCACCAUGUAAUUAUGAAAUGCAUUAUGCUAAUAUCGAGGAAAACGAAACCAAUUAUAGUACAUCAGUAUCUGCACAGGAAGAAGAUAAAUCAGUCCAUAGUGAAAGUCAGUUAAAUAAUCGUGUAACACAAAUGGGUCUUGAAGAUAUGUCUAUGUCAUUUUUGUCCUUGUCUUUGAAACAAAAACUAACAGAAUUGGAUGAAAUUACGAGACGUUUAGAAUCACGAUUGCGUGAUGUUACAAAUACAGCUUUCGAAGAUGAUUUUGAAAACGAGUUUGAUAUAAACGAACCAACUAGUGAUAAUGAAAAUAACGACUUUAAAACUGCAAAUCGUAUUGCGCCCAUUCCAUCAGUUAAUAAUAAUGAUAUGACACGUCAAAUACCUCGUUCAGAAAAAAAUUUAUUGCAUAAUACAAAUACUAUAGAUAUUGAAAAUCAGAAUAUGUCAAGUGAAAUCGAAAUUCAGAAUCAUUUACCUGAGACGUAUACUACCUAUGAUAGAACAGUUAAUUACGAGGUAAUGAAACCUAAUUUUUCCAAAGCAUCAUGUUUCUGUCGGAAACAAAAUUUACCAAAUAAUAAUCAUUGUGUACAACAUCAAAACGAUCAUUUAGUACAAAGUUUGAAAACAUCAGAUAAUAUUUUGUCCGAUUGUCCAGAACGGGGAACAAAAACUGAUAUAAAUUAUUUGCUUGACAAAUUAUCAUUACAACUUCCCAUGCAAUCGUAUGCAAGUAAUGUUAUACCAACGAAAAAAAAUACUACUAAUUCAACAACAAACACACAACAAAAUAAUAAAAAUAUAAAUUUUCAAGAUAAUAAUAGAUGUGAUCAAAAAGUACAUACAGAAUCUACUCAAACAAAUAACGUAAGUGAACAAGAUAUUAAACAUUCUGAAGGUCAAAUGGAAAACGGUAUCUCUGUUAAGGAAGAUGUUGAAUAUAGUAGUAAAGAACCACCCGAAGUACUUACGCAACCGCAAACUACUAAUAAAAUGUCGACAGUAAUACGCGAAGAACUAAUUACGGAAGAAAGUAGUAAUAUAUCAAGAUGCGACGAAUUAACAACUUAUCUUGUAACUUCAAAUAUUCGUCAUAUGGAUUUAAAUAACAUUUUAAAUCCACUUUUAUAUCAACAUUUAGUACCAGAUUUACAUUAUCUAAAUCCAUCAUCGGAAGAAGAAAUUGUUGAGCAGUUAGAUAACCGUUAUAGUAAAGCUUUUAAUGCUUCACUAAGCAGUAGAUUAAACAAAGUGCAAAGUUUAAUGCAGAUUAAUGUAUCCCCAGAAAAUACUGAUCUCUUUAGAAUAACAUCAUCUGGAUUGUCAGAAAACAUGAAUGAUAGCAUUGAUUUAACUGUUCUUCAUAAGUCUAGUUAUAAUGAUCUACUUGCAAAUACUAGUACAGACUCAACUACAACUAUUACAACUGAAAAAUCAUUAAUAAAAUUAAUUGAUGUAGAAGCGACUGAAAACAAUUAUUCUACUUCUUCCGAAACAUCCGUACUUUCGAGACAAGCUCCUGAUGGCGGAAACCCUGUCGAAGAUGUUAUGAAACCAUUAACAGUACAACAAACAAAUGAGAUUCAAGAUUCUUCUUCGAGUAGCAUAUAAUUAAUGUGCAAUGAGAUUGUUAUAUCAAUUAUAAUUAUGAAUUUGAUUCAAACAUAUUUGUUGAUUACUCUGCUUUUAUAUUUCAGCCUAGGAAAUAGCUAUUAGAAUGUGUAUGACUAAACU